GCCCUCUCUGAACUUGUUGUCUCUUGCCAUCUGACCCCGUCUUUCAGCACAUUCUUCGACCCCUCUCACGCCCAAGAACGCGUUGCCGCUAUUUUUGGCAGCCCGGGUCGUGGAAUGGACGGAGCUUGCUGCAUUUCUCUCAAGGUGCGCAGCACACCGCUCCCUUCAGCUUGACGUUAUGGGACCGUCGAGAAUGCCAAGACAGAAAUGUGCAACGUAGGGGCUAAUGAACCAUCUUCGUGGGCUCGAAUGACAGAUGCCUCUGGCACGCGUCCGGCAACACACUCUGAAGCUUGUUUUCAUGGUCAUGGCGUGUCUGGGAAGGAUAUGCUGCAGCAUGUCUCCAGUGUUGUUCUCCGGAUUCCCCCCGAUCAUCGGCUUUGGUGGCUCUUCCUGCUCCAUUCCGGAUUUACUGAACACUAGCUUGCUAUUCUAUGCACCGUUCAGAAUGUACUCGAUCAUUUCGUGAACGAUCUUUCUGGGCGCGUGUAGUUCACCACGUUGCCUGCAAACCUUGCUGGUCGCCAGAUUCGUUGCCGGGCCGUCGGACUUCCUCGGGACCAUUAUCGAAAUACCUUUUGGAAGGAUGCUAUUUCCAAGAGCGUGGUUAGGAACGACGCUUUUGCCAAACAGGCGCAAACAGUACUGAGGCUUUUGAGCGCGACAAUCAAUGCUAAAGUCAACACUUUCGCCAACUCCACCUCUUUGCCUUGCGAUGAUCUUUACAUCUCACACUAGAUUUGAGUGUAUUCGAUUGUGAUCUUCACUUCGCUGUUUCGACGUGUCGAUGCCGCAAGACCCAAGUAGUCUGAUAUCUCACGUGUGCAGUCGAAUGAGGUAGGUUUUAGGAACACUGACACGUCGAUAUUAGUUCAGCCUAUGUCUCUUUGAAAUUGUCGGUAUAAUUCCACAUUAGUGCGUGGUGCGAUCGAUGACCUCACGGAUACAAACCUUGCUGCGAAUGUGGGGCGAGCUGGCUUGUUGGCCCACGCCUUCGACGUCACACUCCACCACCCGCCUGAUGCUUAUACUGGGCUGUCUCGCAUUCGUUCCCCCUUCACCUUAAAUCUCCACGCUGUGCAUAACAGUCACUAACGAAUCUUAACGAACAACCGACACGAUGACCACUGCUCACCUCGGAGGUGAAGGGUAUUCAGCGACCAACCCCGUCCCCACUAUCAAGAAGUUCCAAGAGGAAUACUCGCCAGACGGGGACGUCGACAAAGACAAGUCUCUUCCACCCACUCCUGCUGUCCAACCGCCUCCUCCCCGUGGGCAGCCGAAACAGGAUGACAAGAAAGAGCUUAUGGAGCGUAUGCAGCCUCCUAAGGGCUCGUCACCCAUGGAUGCUGCUAAGCAGAAGGGGGGCAAAUGGGUCAAAGAUCCCGUCACAGGCCAAACCGUGCUGUUGAAGAAUCCACAGAUGGCAGACUUCCGCGAGAAGGGUCUUGACAACGACGCUCUCGACCCUGAGAAAGACAAAGCUGGACCAGCUCUCAAGGUACCCCCGGACCCGACCAAGCACGGUCAAGAUGAACGUUUCGCUGCCCCACAAUCCGCUGAUAUUGGGAACAUCAACCUUCAAUCCUUCCCACCUCCAUUGGAACCUGUCGAUAUAAGUAAAGCGAAAUUCAUCCUUCGAACAGGAGCCAUGGUCACCACUGUUGCUUGCCUUGCUUUAUGGUUCAGCGUCGUACUUAGAAACGGCUUGGGCUGGUGGAGUUGGAUGUUGAGGACGGGUCUCUUGUGUGGUACAAUCUUUGCCGCCUGGGUGGGGAGCGAGAAUGCGGGUCGGAAGGUCGAGAAGGAGUUGGAGAGAGUGAGGAUGAACAUGCAUACGCAGAGAGCGGAGAACUUUAGCCCACCUACGCCUGAAAGUGCCGAGUGGAUGAACGCGUUGUUCAAAGUUGUCUGGGGUUUAGUCAAUCCGGAGAUGUUUGUACCAAUCGCUGAUAUGGUUGAAGAUGUCCUUCAAGCGUCUUUGCCAGGAUUCAUUGACGCUGUUCGUAUUGCCGAUAUCGGUCAAGGCACGAAUCCAAUCCGGAUCGUCUCUAUGCGUGCUCUUGCAGAUCAACCUGAUCAUCCUGACUAUCCACGCGAAGAGUGGGUUAGACUCGAUAAGGAUGCUCAAAGCAAAGCUCAGGCUACCGAGAAAGAUCAAGACGGUGACGCCAGUUCAGAUCCUUCGAAGGAGAUUGAUACAGACCAAACUGGAGAUUACGUCAACUACGAAGUCAGCGUAUCGUACCAAGCACUCCCGGGUCAAGCCCACAAGUUACGUCAACACAAUAUGCAUCUCAUGCUGGAGUUCUUCCUUGGUGUCUUGGAUUGGUUCCGGGUGCCCGUUCCUAUCUACGCGAUUGUCGAAGGCUUUGUCGCUACCGUUCGCAUGCGGAUCCAGUUCAUUCAGAACCCUCCCUUUGUGCGGAACCUGACCAUUACGUUGAUGGGCGUACCCAAAGUGGAAGUCUCUGUGGAACCCUUCACGAAGAAGUUGCCGAACAUCUUGGAUUUGCCUUUGAUUAAGUCAUUCGUUGAAAUGGGUAUCGCAGCCGCUUGUGCAGAAUAUGUCGCACCGAAAUCUUUGACUCUCAACCUUGCACAGAUGCUCGCAGGUGACGGUAUCAAGAAGGACACUCAGGCCCUCGGCGUCCUCGUCAUCACUAUUCACCAUGCAAUCGACCUCAGUGCACAAGAUAGCAAUGGGAAAUCCGAUCCUUACAUCGUGCUCGCUUACGCCAAGUUCGGAAAACCUUUGUACAGCACGAGGAUCAUCGAAGGAGAUUUGAACCCUGUUUGGGAGGAGACAGCGUUUCUCCUGGUGACGGAUGACGAGGUGAAGGGAGAAGAAGACGUUAGUGCUAUGCUUUGGGAUUCGGACAAGAGGAGCGCAGAUGAUUUGGUGGGAAGGGUUACUAUUCCUUUGACUGAAUUGAUGCGUGAGCCCAACAAGAUGAUCCCGAGAGUUGACAAGCUUCAGGGUUUCGAGGAUGCUAACGCAAUGCCCGGCGAACUUCAUUGGGAAAUCGGAUUUUACGAGAAGGCACCUCUGAACAAGGAUCUGAAGAAGGAAGAGAAUCCGAACCUUCCAGAUGUUAUCAAAGACAAUAAACAAUCGCAGGAGCAAGCCACAGUCGCUGAUAGUCAAGAAGAAGCAGACGCUUUGCGUACACCUCCAGACCCGAACAUUGCCAGUGGCAUUCUCUCCGUCAUCAUCCAUCAAAUCAAUAAUCUCGAACGCCAGGACAUUAAAGGCAAUACUGGCAAACGCGAAGGGCAAGCAGGUCAAGACACUGCCGAACCAGCUGAAGAGGGCCAGAAUAUGCCUAACGGUUACUGCGAGAUCAUUGUCAACGAUGAUCUCAUCUACAAAACGCGUGUCAAGCAAUACACGAGUAUGCCCUACUUCGAGGCUGGUACUGAAAAGUUUGUUCGUGACUGGAGAGACACGGUCGUCCGCGUUCAGGUCCGAGAUGCUCGGGUGAGAGAGAAUGACCCCGUGCUUGGUAUCGUCACUGUGAAGCUUUCGGAGCUGUUCAAAAACAGUUCCGAAGUAACGCGUUUAUUUUCUCUUCAGGAGGGAGUUGGUUAUGGUCGCGCCAACAUCUCAUUCCUUUUCCGACAAGUCAAGACUGAUCUUCCUCCAAACCUACUGGGCUGGGACACAGGCACGGCCGAAAUCCUUGGUCCCAUCAGUAUCGAGCCGGUGCCAGAAUUCACGGAAGGCUUCCAAACCAAAAAGAUCACCGUUUCUACCACCGAGGAUUCCUACAAGGUACCCGCUAGUGCGGCCGAGAAGCAGGAAGGCGGAAAAGUAGUCUGGAAUGUCCCUGUUGAAAAGGUUCGGUUGCCAGUAUACAAUCGGUAUUCCAGCGCGGUGCUCUUCGAGAUUGGAAGCGGUGGUAUAGGACCUCUUGGCGCCAGCUCAGACUUUGUAGCCAUGUGUUGGUUGAAGGAUGUAGCUGAUGAUGAGGAGACGGAGGUUCGGGUACCAGUGCUUCGAAGCAAAGAUCUCAAACAGAUCCGCCAGAAUUACAUUAAUGAAGAGACUGCGAAGGCACACCAGUAUGACAUUGUUGGCUGGCUCACCUGCUCUCUCGUUCUUGAUUCCGGACUCGAUCCAGACCAUGCCGAUUUCCAAGGUUCUCGUCCUGAUAAACAUCGCUAUGAAGCAUAUGAUCGCGUCGAAGGGCAACAAGCUAUCGCAGAGCGUACUGCGCAUGCAGGAGAUGACGGCAACAUUUCGAAGAAGGAGCAGAAAGAGAUUGAUGCUGAAAAGACUCACCAGUUGAACAUGCGGCAUCGAGGAGUGAUGCAGUACAAGCCGGUUCGGACUGCGAAAUGGUCCAAAGAGGGGUUGAAGAAGCGAGCGCAUGAUAUCAAGAACAAGAUCACAGGCGACAAAGACCGAGAGCCCACAGUUGAGAGUGAAGCGUAAAUCGUGGACACUCCAAUUAUGACGGUAUUAUCACAUGAAUAUGCGCACUAGGCACUGUAUAUUAUUUUCAUUGACUCAUUUCUACUGGUGUCGAGUACGACUUGCACAGCAAAUUUCUGGAAGUUGUGAUAGGGAAUAAGGAACUGUGUCAAGC
Somion occarium is the source of this 4592-nucleotide messenger RNA. The record is from the annotation of a GenBank genome assembly. NCBI's taxonomy places the organism in Eukaryota, Fungi, Basidiomycota, Agaricomycetes, Polyporales, Cerrenaceae.